UAGUUUUAUCUUGCUAAUUUUAGAGAAGGUUAUUCACACUAACAUGGCUUAUAUUACUAUAAGUUACCAGAGCAAUUUGUUUUUCUUUUUGUGGGAAUUUAAACACUGUUAGGGGUGUGCUUCCACACUAUUAAAGAUAAUGAGCUUUUCCGGUUUAUCUAGUUUGUAGAUGAUUUUAGUUGACUCCAAUUAGUUUGGGAUUGAGGCUUAGUGAAUGACAGUUGAUUGUAAAGUAGAGUAUUCCUUUCCGUGGAAAAGCCACAUUUUUCACUAAAGAGAGUCAAAAUAUAGAGGAGUAAACACACGAAGAAGCCAAGGGGAUUCAACAUAGUUUAUAUAUCUAUAAAAGUAAUUUUACCGAUCUACACAGUGUAACUUUCCAGCAAAAGGGUGCCAAUUGACACUCCUUGGACAAGGGUAGCUCUGUCACUAAUUCCUUUACCAUUUGUAUUCAAGUUUCUUCUUGAGACAGGUUUACUUAUUGCAUGUUCGGUGAAGAUGGUGGUAAGAACUGUAGAUCUUCGCUCAGACACAGUCACUAAACCAACUGAAGCCAUGCGGAACGCAAUGGCCAAUGCUGAAGUGGAUGAUGAUGUCUUGGGUUAUGAUCCAACAGCCCAACGCCUUGAAUCUGAGAUGGCAAGGAUAACAGGCAAGGAAGCAGGAUUAUUUGUUCCUUCAGGCACUAUGGGCAACCUUAUUAGUGUGCUGACUCAUUGCCAAAUUAGGGGCAGUGAGAUUAUUCUUGGUGAUUAUUCCCAUAUCCAUAUUUAUGAAAAUGGAGGUAUUUCCACCCUUGGAGGUGUUCAUCCAAGGACAGUGAAGAACAAUGAAGAUGGUACCAUGGAUCUUGAUCUGAUUGAAGCUGCGAUUCGAGAUCCUAGAUUUGAAAUAUGUUACCCGACCACUAGGCUGAUCUGCUUGGAGAAUUCACAUGCUCACUCAGGAGGCAGAUGCCUUUCUGCGGAGUACACAGACAAAGUCGGAGAGCUAGCAAAGAAGUAUGGUCUGAAGCUUCACAUUGAUGGAGCUCGUAUAUUCAAUGCAUCAGUUGCACUUGGAGUGCCUGUUCAUAGGCUUGUACAGGCUGCUGAUUCAGUUUCGAUAUGCUUAUCAAAAGGUCUUGGUGCUCCAGUUGGAUCUGUAGUUGUUGGUUCGAAGAGCUUCAUUGCCAGGGCCAAAAUCCUGAGGAAGACUCUAGGUGGUGGAAUGAGGCAAGUUGGUGUCCUUUGUGCUGCUGCUUUUACCGCUUUACAAGAGAAUCUUGUUAAGCUGGAAGGAGAUCACAGAAAGGCUAAGAUUUUGGCCGCUGAACUUAACAAAAUCAAAGGGCUUAAAGUUGAUGUUGCUACUGUAGAGACUAACAUUGUAUAUUGCGAUAUACUGAAGGGGUCAAAGAUCAGCGAAAUAGAGUUGAUCAAGACUUUGGAACAAUAUGGUUUACUUUUAUUACCAGAAGGCCCACUGAGAGUCAGAUUUGUUAUGCACCACCAGAUUUCAGAAAGUGAUGUGCACUAUGCUGUGUCUUGCCUUCAGCGAGCUUUAGCAGGAGUAGCUGAAGAAAAUGGUGACAAGUAACCGGAUAAACGGUUUCAGACAUGAUCUCUUUUUGUUAGAAGCUGUUUCAAAUGCUACACGGGAUAAGCCAGUUUCAUUUGCUAAUUUAGUCAAUCGUUAAACUUUUCAUUUCAUGUCCUUUUAGUGAUCAAAAAACUUUGUUUGUCUUCAUAUGUUUAUGGUUGGACUAGUUUUAAAAUUUAUCCUUUUGAUUUAGUAA
Messenger RNA from Solanum dulcamara, 1777 nucleotides. RefSeq names its product low-specificity L-threonine aldolase 1-like. Lineage: Eukaryota; Viridiplantae; Streptophyta; Magnoliopsida; Solanales; Solanaceae. The transcript is spliced from 10 exons. Gene Ontology annotation, cellular component: cytosol. Gene Ontology annotation, biological process: L-threonine catabolic process; glycine biosynthetic process. The record is from RefSeq and is a predicted model, not a curated record. Gene Ontology annotation, molecular function: L-allo-threonine aldolase activity. The coding region runs from base 499 to 1578 and encodes 359 amino acids.